AUGGAGCUGCUGGCACUUCUCCGCUUUGCCGUGACUCGGCUGCGGGUGCUUCGACUGGGCUUCAUGUACCUGCAAAAUGUCUCUUUUGGUGACCGCGAGUGCAAGCUGGCACAGCGUGUGAUGUCGGGGAUGGGCUACAAGCUUAGCGGCGUGUUCACUGUGAAGAGUUCUUUAACUGGUGAGGCCGACCCGAAGGAGUUCGAUGCUGCGUGGGAGCGGUUUGCUGUGACUCGGCCGCAGGCUGUGAUUGUGUUUGGCUCGCCGUUAUCAGACACCGCGAAGUUCAUUGUGAAGAUGCUGACGGACGACCGCACCGCUAGCGCGUACCUGCUGGUUCCCUCGGCGCUGCAGGAGCGUUGUUGUGGAGACUUGGCGUGCUGUCGUGGCUGA
Messenger RNA from Trypanosoma rangeli, 390 nucleotides. Its product is annotated as receptor-type adenylate cyclase. The transcript has a single exon. Bases 1 to 390 code for a protein of 129 amino acids. The record is from RefSeq and is a predicted model, not a curated record. Lineage: Eukaryota; Euglenozoa; Kinetoplastea; Trypanosomatida; Trypanosomatidae.